AUGACGGCCGGACGUCGUGUCGAAGGGAUCGAAGCGGAGCUCAAGGCCAAGAUCCACUUCGAAAAGAACGUAUAUGUGGUCUACUUCUCCGUGCCGAUCAGUUUGGAAGGGUUCUUCACGAGGCUAAAGGAUGUCUGCAAGUUGGCGGCCAAUGCAAAAAUCACGGUGAAAAUUAUUGAUGAUGAAGGUGAGUGGUCUUCCGACUUGUUUGUCUUGAAGUUUAGGUCACAGUCGCUGCCAAAAUGAGAGGAAUUAUGGUUUAAUUUAGAAAAUUUUGGACCUUUUGUCAUGAAACUUUUUUUGACCUAAAAGUUGAUUAUGAUUGUAAAAAUUUUGGGGUAAUAGAAUAUCUACUGGUUAUACAAAUGUUUCGUAAGAGUUAUUAUGCUCUCUGAAUAUUUUUGAAGGUUUUUCUGUAAUUGAAAUUGAAGAAUGAAAUUUUAUAUGACAGAUUUUUAUGGUGAAGAUAGUGAUACACCACUAGUUUAUUUAGAUGUGUCAAUGAAUUUAGGACUUCUUAAAUGGUCUAUUAUACAAAUUCAGAUGGGUCUCUUUUGAUUUACAGCAGCAAAAACCCAAUUUUGAGCAAAAUUUUAUAUUGCACUUGAUGGUGAAUAUAAAAUUUUGCCUUUUUGAUCAUAAUCUGCUGACUGAAUUGGCUGAUAGCGCUUGAAAUAUGAUUUUCAAACAUUUUAGGUGAUCCAUGCACAGUAAUUGACCAGAGCGACCUCGACGAAAUUAUCCAUGUCAUCACGGAGCACAGUGGCUCCGAUCUCAUGGUUCAUGUGUUUAAUGGUGUCCCACCUACUCCAGGUGCCCCUUGUAUCGGAGAAGACAGUAUGUUCUUUCUGUUUUGUUUUGAUUUACUUUUAGAUUUCGAAAAAAUUUUGGGGCUUUUGGGUCCCAACACGAAAGCCGGCGGAUUUGGAAAACUCCAAUUUUUACUGUUUUUUGGGAUUAUAAUCGAUGUUUUCCUUUCAGAAAAUGUUUAUCGCCGCGGUGCGCGUCGUUGGAACAAGUUCUACAACAUCCACGGCCAUCGAUUCCAAGUGAAACGAUCAAACAAACGGGUUGAUUGCGCCUUGUGUCAAGACACGAUAUGGGGCCUAGGCCGCGGCGGAUUGAAAUGCGUGGAUUGUGGAAUGUUUGUACACAAAAAAUGUCACAAAUUUGUGAGGAAAUUUUGCACCAAAGAGGUCGGAAACUUCCCGCAAACACCAAUUAUUCAAAAGCAUAUCCAGCCAACCCCAACUCAACAAAUUUCGCCGAUUAACGGAAGGGCCAAGGGGUUGGAGGCGAGGAUUGAAGCUGAACAGGUACGUGGGGAUCUGGUGAAGAUAUUUUGGUGGCAAUUAUUUUAAAAGUAGUGCAAAAUUGUAAUGAAAAAUUAACGAAACAAAUUUUUGGCCCAAAAUUUGAAUUUUUUUAAAAAUUGCUAGGUUACUGUAAUUUUUGAUGGAAAAUUUUUCUAAAUAAGGUUCCCUGAAGUAGUUCUAAUAAAAUUAGACAGUCAUUACUGCUUUGCGAUUAGAUUAUUUGCCGAAUUUUUUGAUUUUUUUAAAAUUUUUUUGAAAUUUUUUUGAGAUUACUGUAAUUUUUUGAUGGAAAUUUUUGUAAAUUAGAUUUUAAUAAGUGCUAGAAGUAAUAUUAAAGAUAUUUUUGCGUUGUAGUUGAUUUUUUUCCUCGAAAUUUGAUGGUUUUUUAAAAAAAUUUGGGGAUUUUUGAAAUUUUUCAAAUUUUUUUUAUUUUGAUGCGGCAUGGUUAAUAAAAAAUUUCAAAAAUGAUUUUACGACUUUCUGAAGACUUUAUUUAUCGCUGCGUUUCAGGUCAACGGCCACCGACGACCGCAACACAACGGGUUGGACGACUUUAACUUGCUCAAGGUGAUUGGCCGCGGAUCUUACGCGAAGGUUGUGCAGGCCGAACACAAGCAAACCAAGCAAAUCUACGCCAUCAAAAUCAUCAAGAAGAGCAUGUUCCUGGAGGAGGACGACUUGGACUGGAUCCAGACGGAGAAGUCGGUCUUCGAGACGGCCUCGAAUCACCCCUUCUUGGUGGGCCUGCACUCCUGUUUCCAGUCGGAUUCGCGCUUAUUUUUCGUCAUCGAAUUCAUCCCCGGCGGCGACCUGAUGUUCCACAUGCAACACCAACAACGCCUACCCGAAGACCACUCCAGAUUUUAUUCGGCCGAGAUCAUUUUGGCGCUCAACUUUUUGCACUCCAGGAACAUCAUUUAUCGCGACUUGAAGCUGGACAAUGUGUUGUUGGACCAACAUGGACAUGUGAAAUUGACCGAUUUCGGAAUGUGCAAGGUGAGAUUUUGAUCGAGGAGGGCUGAAAAUUGGUUGGUUGGGAGAAGUGAAAAUUUUGGAAUGUAAAAUACGUCUUUUGAAUUUUUUUGGGUUAUGGUUUUUUUGAAAUUUUGAUGAUUUUUUUUAAAUUUUUUGGUGAAAAAUAGUGAUGAAAUGACCUGAUGGGGACAGAAAAAUAAAUUUUGAAGGUAAAAUACGGUGGUGCAAAUUUAGUAAAUUCAGAAAUUAUUGAAGAUUUUGGACAGAAAAUUUUAAUUUUUGUCUCGAAUUUUGAUGAAAUUUAUGAUUUUAGAAAUUGUAGCCCUGUUUAAAAUUGAUUUUAGAGUUUUUUAUCAAGGUUAUUGAUGUUUAAAUUAUUUUUAAUUCGAUUUUCCGAAAAAAAAUUUAAAAAAAUUGGUAAAAAUUAAAAUUUUGGAGAAUUUUUGACCUAAAAAUCUCAAAAAUUUUGUAUCAAAAUUUGGGAUAUUUCCAAAUUUUUUUAAAAAAAUAUAAAAUUUUCCAUUUUCAGGAAAACAUUGGUCCCAACGACGUGACCAACACCUUCUGCGGCACCCCCAACUACAUUGCACCGGAGAUUUUGCGCGGCGAAGACUACGGAUUCAGCGUGGACUACUGGGCGCUCGGCGUCUUGAUGUACGAAAUGAUGGCCGGCCGCUCGCCCUUCCAACUGCCGGGCAAUGAGAACGAGGAGAACGCCGAGGACCAUCUCUUCCACACGAUCCUGGAACGCCAGAUCCGCAUCCCGCGCCAUUUGUCGGUGCGCGCCGCCAAUGUCCUGAAAGGAUUCUUGAACAAGGACCCAACGCUCAGAUUGGGAUGCAAGAAGGACAUUGAAGAGGGAAUGAAUGACAUCAAAAUGAACGGGUUCUUCAGGGACAAUAUCGACUGGGUCGCGGUGAGUUGGAAAUUUGAAAAAAAGCUUUGGGUUUUGAGCGAUUUUUGGCGGAAAAGUCCUUCCGGAAAGUCGGAAGUCGCUGUCGUAAUUUUUGGCGUUUGCACUGUGCGAAAAAACUCAGGGUGCGAGCGACAACCGAAAAAAGCCUAUUGCACGGUGCAAAAAUUAAUAAAUUGCACAGUGCAAGGUGCACUUUUGUUUUCGCACAGUGCAUGUCGCGAAAAUCACUUUUUGUUUUUGCACGGUGCAAAAAUUAAUAAAUUGCACAGUGCAAAGAAAGCUUUUGUUUUCGCACAGUGCAUGUCGCGAAAAUCGCGUUUCAUUUUUGCACGGUGCAAAAAUUAACAAAUUGCACAGUGCAAGAUGCAUUUUUGUUUUCGCACAGUGCAUGUCGCAGAAAUUACUCGAGCGACUUGCACUGUGCGAAAAAGUCAGAGUUCGGGCGACAGCCCAAAAGAGCCGUUUGCACGGUGCAGAAAUUAACAAAUUGCACAGUGCAAAGAAAACUUUUGUUUUCGCACAGUGCGUGUCGCCAAUUUCGGUCCAGCGACUUUUCGGAUAGGUUUUUGGUAAUUUUUUUUUGAAAUUUUGAGCCUUUUUUUGACUGAAAAUUUUGAUAAAAGUCACAGAACAUGUAUGCGAAAUUUCAAACAUAAUAAACUGGUGAAAAAUAUUUUACAAAGCAAUUUUGUUGUAAACGAACCACCUCAAACUAAAACAAAUCAAAAAUCGCCACAAAAAUUUUUCUUUGGUACUUUGAAAUUUUCUCAAAUUUAACUCUAGUCUGUUAGCUCAUAAUUUAUUUUCUUUUAGCUCGAACGCCGUCAAGUCUUGCCCCCGUAUAACCCGAACGUUGCCGGUGACCGAGACCUCCGCCGAUUCGAUGUCAACUUCACCAACGAAUCUCCCCGCCUAACGCCCGAUGAUCCGGCCGAAAUUGCACGUCUUGAUCAGUCGGAAUUCGAAGGUUUCGAAUACGUAAACCCACUUCAAUUGGAACGGGAAGAUGUGGUCUGA
Messenger RNA from Bursaphelenchus xylophilus (pine wood nematode), 4224 nucleotides. The record is from the annotation of a GenBank genome assembly. Lineage: Eukaryota; Metazoa; Nematoda; Chromadorea; Rhabditida; Aphelenchoididae.